Messenger RNA from Scaptodrosophila lebanonensis, 573 nucleotides. RefSeq lists its product as uncharacterized. NCBI's taxonomy places the organism in Eukaryota, Metazoa, Arthropoda, Insecta, Diptera, Drosophilidae. The transcript is spliced from 4 exons. The record is from RefSeq and is a predicted model, not a curated record. The coding region runs from base 15 to 467 and encodes 150 amino acids.
UUUUCUUUUGGAGAAUGAUUUCUGAGUUGAUUUCGAAGUUGCAAACAAAAACUGGCAUAAUUUCAACAGGAAUUGUUUCAGCUCUCUUGGCAGCAGUGUAUCUCUUCCAGCUAAAUGGCUCAUACGACUAUGUGAAAGGUGAGCGAGUAUUGGAGUACGUACCCCCGCUACAAAUUGCUUGUGGAUUAUUACUGAUUGGGGGCGUUGUUAAGAACGACUAUAGACUGUAUGUGCCAUGGAUGAUAUCAAACGAGUUUUUCAUUUACGUUCUACUUCAUUCAAUGGUCAAAAUUAUAGUUUACGGCAGCAUAUUUGACUUUGCCUUGCUCUCAUCGAUUGCGAUCAUAGCUUACCUCGGUUGUGCGUUGCUUGCGGUGCAAAAGCAAUUGGAUAAAAUGUACAAAGCUCAAGAGCGCAAAUACAGGAAUGUGCCUGUAAAAGAUGUAGAGAUAGUCAAUGUAUUGUAAAAAGAUGAGUUCAUUCAUAUGUAACUUGUCUGUAUAUAUAUGUAUUUUAUUAAUUAAAUGAUUUAGUAUGUUCAUUCGGAAAUAUAUAUAUUGUCUCCCUCUCUUA